AUGGAAGAGACCAGCGCAAAGACGUGGCUUGUGAUGCCGUUGUACAUCUACCCACUCACCGAAUCCACAUGGGGCGCACUCUAUGACGUGAUUAUUGGGUAUCCAGACCUGAAUUUUCUGGUUAUUGUGAACCCAAACAGUGGCCCAGGCGACGCCGAUCUGCCUGGCCACGACUAUGUUCGAGAGGUGCCGAAGCUGAACUCGUAUCCAAACGUGUGCACUGUCGGUUAUGUGCGCGUGGGCUGGUGCAGGCGGACCCUCGAGGAGACGUUUGAGGAUAUACGGACUUAUGCCGACUGGAAGCGGGACGACAUACCGGGUUUCUACGUGGAGGGCAUCUACCUGGACGAAACGCCGAACCAUGUCGCGCCGGAGCGGGCGCAGCACCUGCACGCUCUCAGACAGUACAUCAAGAACGCCGAGGGACUAGUGGGCGACCGUCUGGUCGUGCACAAUCCAGGAACACCCCCGGAGGGCCACCUGAAGCACUUUGGAAGUCCCGACAUGGUGUGCUUGUGCGAGGAGCCCUAUAAGAUGUACGGUGACGACGGCGUGCAACGGCGGCUGAGAGACUACGCCCUGCCUUGGCACCAGACUAUCUAUCAGAUUUCGGGCAUCCCGGCCGAGCUCAUGGACGACGUAGUGCAGGAGCUGUGUCAGCGUGCCAAGUAUGUGUUUGCAACCGACCUGGUCGACGACUUUUACGAGAGUUUUAGUCCCAGCUGGGCAGGAUUUGCGGCGGCGGUGAACCGGAGCAACCAGCUGCAGGCCAGAGCGGCGUGCAGCUGA
This is a messenger RNA of Grosmannia clavigera kw1407, 789 nucleotides long. RefSeq names its product cell surface protein. The transcript has 3 exons. Lineage: Eukaryota; Fungi; Ascomycota; Sordariomycetes; Ophiostomatales; Ophiostomataceae. Bases 1 to 789 code for a protein of 262 amino acids. The record is from RefSeq and is a predicted model, not a curated record.